UGUUCAUUUAUAUUGUUGAUAUUACAUUGUACGUUGUAGUCCAUAGAAAAAUUUGUAGUCAUGGAAAAUGGGAAAAAACGAGUGAGAUCAUCAAAUUUUUCAGAGCAGGAUAAAGUGUUACUAAUUAGUAUAAUUAGUAAUUACAAAAACAUCAUCGAAAAUAAAUGUACCAACCUGGUGACAACCAAAGCAAAAAAUAUAGCAUGGCAAAAGAUUUGCGACACUUUUAAUGCUGCUUCAGGUAGAGGAAGAAGUGUGCAGUCUUUACAAAUUUUUUAUAAAAACAAAAAAAAAGAUGUACGACAGAAAGUGGCAGACGAAAAAUGUAGCACUAAAAAAACAGGUGGAGGACCAUCAAAAGUAUUUCAAAGAGACCAGACGGAGGAACUAGUGCAUUCCUUAAUGAAUAUUAAAAGCAUUUAUGGAUUACCAUGUUCGCAUGAUUCAGAUGCAAUAUCAUCAUCUCUUGAAGCUAAUAAAAAUAAAAGGUUAGAAAUAGCCGACUUUCAAAAGAAAGGUUUAGAAAAUCUUAAUAAGGAGCACGAAAAAAGGAUGAUAUUGUUAGAUUUAAAGAUUCAGAAUGAACAGAAGAGAUUGAAAACUAAUGCCAACAAUGAACAAUAUUUAGAUUCAUCUGAUGACGAAUAA
Molecule: messenger RNA, 648 nt
Organism: Psylliodes chrysocephalus
Lineage: Eukaryota; Metazoa; Arthropoda; Insecta; Coleoptera; Chrysomelidae
Source: the annotation of a GenBank genome assembly